AUGUCAGCAAUUGCUCAAUUAGUUGAAAAAACAAUCGCAGAGAACGUUAUCGCUGUAUUCUCUAAGGCCUAUUGUCCAUUCUGUACUCGCACUAAGAGCUUAAUAUCAACACUCCCAGUUAAGAAGGAAGAUGUGGCUAUUUUAGAGUUAGACCAAAUGUCCAAUGGCUCAGAUAUACAAGAUUACCUUCACAAGAAGACUAAUCAGAGAUCUGUUCCAAACGUUUUCGUUAAACAGCAGCACAUCGGUGGUAACGACGACUUCCAUGCUGCUCACUCCGCAGGAAAGAUUCAAAAGUUAUUAGAGUAA
Molecule: messenger RNA, 309 nt
Organism: Wallemia ichthyophaga EXF-994
Lineage: Eukaryota; Fungi; Basidiomycota; Wallemiomycetes; Wallemiales; Wallemiaceae
Product: Glutaredoxin-1
Exons: 6
Coding region: 1-309 (102 amino acids)
Biological process (GO): cellular response to oxidative stress
Cellular component (GO): nucleus; cytoplasm
Molecular function (GO): glutathione disulfide oxidoreductase activity
Source: RefSeq, a predicted model, not a curated record